AUGGCUUUCAUUCGAGACAGCGUGCUAGGUGCUUGUUUCCGUCAAGUGUUCAAUUCUCAGAUCUUUCAGUAUUCUCAUGAUCGAAAUCACUAUACAACACAGGUGUCUGGGCUUUCGACGCCUUCCGAAGAUGAAGCCGGCUUUGAGAAAGGCGUACAGCUUUGCGACUGGAACGGAGCGAAUGAUCCAGAGAACCCGAGGAAUUGGAAGAGAUCCAAAAAGUUGCUGAUUGAAAUUGGCAUCUCCUGCUAUGCCUUUGUGGUGUACAUGUCGGCGCCCAUCUGGACCCCUAGCGAGGCGCAGUUCAAGCAGGAGUUUGGUACUGGCUAUGAAUACACUGCUCUCGGAUUGGCACUCUUCGUUUUGGGCUAUGGCACCGGGCCUCUUCUGUUCUCACCUCUAAGCGAGAUACCUAGCAUUGGACGCAACCCUCCAUAUGUGGUGACAUUCAUCAUAUUCAUGGCCGUCAUCAUCCCAACUGCGCUGGUCAGGAACGCUCCGGCAUUCAUGUUCCUUCGAUUCGUGCAAGGCUUCUUCGGUAGCCCUGUCCUCGCCACGGGAGGCGCAUCUAUCGCUGAUGUAUAUGACGAUGCUCAUGUCUCAGUGGCGAUGAGUCUUUGGGGAUUUGCCUGCUUUGUGGCUCCGCCUGUAGGAACGACCAUCGCAGCUGCCGCCAUCAACAGUCUCGGCUGGCGCUUUUCUAUUUGGGAGAUCCUCAUUGCGAGCGCUCCCAUCCUGAUCAUACUGUUGAUCCUCCCAGAGACGAAUCCCGACACGAUACUCUACAAUCGAGCGAAACGCCUACGUCGCGCCACCGGCAACGAACAGAUUCGCUCGCAGUCAGAGAUCAACCAAGCGCAUCUCGACUUCAAAACAAUCGUCAAGGAGUCGCUCUACGUACCCGCCGCGGCGACCAUUCAAGAUCCUGCCGUUCUUUUCGCCAACGUGUACUUGAUGCUGAUCUAUGGCAUCUAUUACUCAUUCUUCGAAGCAUUCCCGCUGGUAUACCAGGACAUGUACGAUUUUGAUCUCCUACAGCAAGGGUUGGCGUUCAUGCCUAUCGCCGUCGGCACCAUCAUCGGCGCCCCUGUGUACAUCACCCAUCUAUGGUUCAGUCGAAGACCAAAGCUCAUCGCCGGCGAGAAACUGCCCCCAGAAACAAUCCUUCGACCAGCCCUCAUAGCCAGCUUCUUCCCACCCAUCGGCCUCUUCCUCUUCGGCUGGACGUCCAACCCCAACAUCCACUGGAUCGUCUCCAUGAUCGGAGUCGCAAUCUACCCCAUGGGCGUCUUCAUCGUCUUCCAGACCCUCUUGGUGUACUUGGCCGCCUGCUACCCUAGAUUCGCCGCGAGUCUCUUCGCCGGCACGGACUUCACGCGGUCAGCAUUCGCACUCGCCGCAAUCCUCUUCGCGAGACCGAUGUUCCUGAAGUUAGGCGUUGGUGGGGGCUGUAGUCUGCUUGCUGGGUUGAUGAUCUGCUGUAUCUUUGGCAUCUUUGCGUUGUAUCACUAUGGACCUGCUCUGCGGGAGAGGUCGAAGUUUACUGCGAAAUUCUGA
This is a messenger RNA of Zasmidium cellare ATCC 36951, 1557 nucleotides long. RefSeq lists its product as uncharacterized. Gene Ontology annotation, molecular function: fluconazole transmembrane transporter activity. The coding region runs from base 1 to 1557 and encodes 518 amino acids. Gene Ontology annotation, biological process: xenobiotic detoxification by transmembrane export across the plasma membrane. NCBI's taxonomy places the organism in Eukaryota, Fungi, Ascomycota, Dothideomycetes, Mycosphaerellales, Mycosphaerellaceae. The record is from RefSeq and is a predicted model, not a curated record. The transcript has 5 exons.